Penicillium taxi is the source of this 1065-nucleotide messenger RNA. Its product is annotated as alcohol dehydrogenase family protein. Gene Ontology annotation, molecular function: zinc ion binding; oxidoreductase activity. The record is from RefSeq and is a predicted model, not a curated record. The transcript is spliced from 6 exons. Bases 1 to 1065 code for a protein of 354 amino acids. NCBI's taxonomy places the organism in Eukaryota, Fungi, Ascomycota, Eurotiomycetes, Eurotiales, Aspergillaceae.
AUGGCCACCACAAUGCAGGCUGUGGUGUUUCACGAGCCGUACAAGGUAGCGGUGGAGCAGGUACCUAUACCUACUGUGCAGCAGCCAGAUGACAUUGUCAUCAAGGUGGCAUAUACCGCGCUAUGUGGCAGUGACCUACACACAUUUCGCGGUGUUGAGCCUGCGUCCCCAGGAUUCAUCAUGGGCCAUGAAUUCAUGGGGGAAAUUGUCGAGACCGGCAGCGCUGUGAAGAAGCUCGAGAAAGGAGAUCGUGUAGUUAGUGCUUUUACUACAUCUUGUGGUCACUGCUUUUACUGCAAGAAUGGAUGGUCCUCACGCUGCGAGAAGAAUACCCUCUUUGGAUGUGAGGCCCUAAAUGGCGGUCAAGCUCAAUAUGUCCGUGUUCCGGACGCAGAGGGCACAGUCAUGAAGGCUCCCGAGGGUGUCGAUGAGAAGUAUCUAGUGCUGAUGGGCGAUAUCUUCCCGACUGGAUACUUUGCUGCUAGCAACGCAUUUAAAAACUCCACCCCAGAACAGAUUGCCGGGCAAACUGUGGUCUUGAUCGGCUGUGGUCCUGUCGGCCUCUGUGCUUUGAUCAAUGCACUCGAGUACAAGCCCAAGCAUCUAAUUGCUGUGGACUCUGUUCCUUCGAGGUUGGAGUUGGCCAAGUCACUUGGUGCUGAGCCUUGGAACUUCAUGACUGAUCGGGAGGGACUUGAUAAGCGGGUGCUAGAACUGACUGAGGGUCGAGGUGCUGAUGCUGUCAUUGAGGUGGUUGGACUGAGUCCUGCAUUGCGUACUGCUUAUGACCUGCUACGGCCUUUUGGAACCAUUAGCAGUGUGGGAGUUCACAAUGCUGAGAUUCCUUGGGAUGGAUGUGACGCUUAUAAUAAGAAUUUGAGUGUUUAUAUGGGCAGAUGUCCUGUUCGUUCAGUUACUCCGCGGGCACUGGAGGUUCUCAAAAAGAACCAGCAUAAGCUUGGAUUUAUGACUGAGAAUUUCAUGCCUCUUUCAAAAGCUGUUGAGGCAUAUGAGCUAUUCAAUGCGAUGAAAGUUCAAAAGGUCAUCUUUUUGCCUGACCAGUAA